Molecule: messenger RNA, 1446 nt
Organism: Lemur catta (Ring-tailed lemur)
Lineage: Eukaryota; Metazoa; Chordata; Mammalia; Primates; Lemuridae
Gene: CPB1
Product: carboxypeptidase B1
Exons: 11
Coding region: 8-1261 (417 amino acids)
Biological process (GO): proteolysis
Molecular function (GO): metallocarboxypeptidase activity; zinc ion binding
Source: RefSeq, a predicted model, not a curated record
CUACACAAUGCUGGUGUUCCUGGUUCUGGGGGCUGCGGCCCUGGCGUCUGCCCAUCAUUCUGGGGAGCACUUUGAAGGCGAGAAAGUGUUCCGUGUUAAUGUUGAAAAUGAAAAUCAUAUCCACUUAAUCCAUGAAUUGGACAGCACCACCCAGAUCGACUUCUGGAAACCAGAUUCUGCCACACAAAUCAAACCUCACAGUACAGUCGACUUCCGUGUCAAAGCAGAAGAUAUUGCCACUGUGGAGAAUGUUCUAAAGCAGAAUGAGCUACAAUAUGAGGUACUGAUAAGCAACCUGAGGAAUGUGCUGGAGGCUCAGUUUGACAGCCGGGUUCGUGCGACGGGACACAGUUAUGAGAAGUACAACAACUGGGACACGAUAGAGGCUUGGACUCAACAAGUCACCACAGAGAAUCCAGACCUCAUCUCUCGCAGUGUUAUCGGAACCACAUUUGAGGGACGCAAUCUGUACCUCCUCAAGGUUGGCAAAGCUGGAUCAAACAAGCCUGCCAUUUUCAUGGACUGUGGUUUCCAUGCCAGAGAGUGGAUUUCUCCUGCAUUUUGCCAGUGGUUUGUGAGAGAGGCUGUUCGUACCUAUGGACAGGAGACCCAAAUAACAGAGCUUCUCGAGAAGUUAGACUUUUAUAUCCUGCCUGUACUCAAUAUCGAUGGCUAUGUCUACACCUGGACCAAGAACCGAAUGUGGAGAAAGACCCGCUCCACCAAUGCUGGAUCUAGCUGCUACGGCACAGACCCCAACAGAAAUUUUAAUGCUGGUUGGUGCGAAACCGGAGCCUCUCGGAGUCCCUGUGCUGAAACUUACUGUGGAUCUGCCGCAGAGUCUGAAAAAGAGACCAAGGCCCUGGCUGAUUUCAUCCGCGGCCACCUCUCUUCCAUCAAGGCGUACUUGACAAUCCACUCAUACUCCCAGUUGCUGCUCUACCCCUACUCCUAUGCUUACAAACUCCCUGAAAACAAUGCUGAGUUGAAUGCCGUGGCUAAAGCUGCUGUGAAAGAACUGGCCUCAUUGUAUGGCACUGAGUAUACAUAUGGCCCAGGAGCUACAACAAUCUAUCUUGCUGCUGGGGGCUCUGAUGACUGGGCUUAUGACCAAGGAAUCAAAUAUUCCUUCACCCUGGAGCUCCGGGACACAGGCAGAUACGGCUUCCUCCUCCCUGAAUCCCAGAUCCCGGCAACCUGCGAGGAGACGCUGCUGGCGAUCAAGUACCUUGCCAGCUAUGUCCUGGAACAUCUGUACUAGUUGAGAAAGCUGAGAGCCUUAUUGCAAAAUACUCACUUUUCAUUUCUUUUCUAUCUUGAAUUCUUAUUUUUGUUUGCCUGGGUGUUUCACAGAUCCCAUUCUUUCUUUUAAGCUUCUGGGUCUAUUAAACUAAGUGGAUCUCUUCAUAUUGAUCAUAAUAAAAGUGAAUCAUCAUACUUGGAAAA